Calliphora vicina (urban bluebottle blowfly) is the source of this 1338-nucleotide messenger RNA. Its product is annotated as protein insensitive-like. Gene Ontology annotation, cellular component: nucleus. Gene Ontology annotation, molecular function: DNA binding; transcription corepressor activity. NCBI's taxonomy places the organism in Eukaryota, Metazoa, Arthropoda, Insecta, Diptera, Calliphoridae. The record is from RefSeq and is a predicted model, not a curated record. Gene Ontology annotation, biological process: negative regulation of Notch signaling pathway; positive regulation of neuron differentiation. The transcript is spliced from 2 exons.
AUGGAAACCAAAGUGAUCCAAUUACCAAUCAUGUCUGUAGUGGUCGGAUCAGCAGACAAAUUCAGAGGAAUACCAGAGCCAGGACAGCGUAUAAAUCGCCCUUUGAUGGUCAAUGCUUGGUCACAGACGACAGGCAGUGACUUUUCAUAUCUCCAUGAAAUCGAAAAUAGGGAAAAGCAAUCGCAAAGGGAAAGAGAAUUGGAGGAAAAAGUAAGAGUAUUGGAGGAAAAUCUAAAGGCCCACACAGAUUUACUAUCUCAAAUACAUGCCACCUCGGCAAGGACAUCAGCAUUACUGUCACAGCAGCAACCUCAAAGUCAACAAUACAUCAAUAACAUUGGUUACAGCAGUGCUAAUAUUAGCAGCAAUAGCACCAGGACAGCUCAAAUAAGUCCCAAAAUUGUAAAUGCCCUAAACCCUACCCAACAAGUGAAUUGUUCUCCAGCAGAAAGCGUAAAAUAUACAAUUAUAGCCGAGGGUACGGGUAAUAAUAAUGACGAACCAAUAGAAAUCCAUUUGGCCGAAGAUGAUGAGGCAUUAAAUUUAAACAGUUCAGCGGAUUCAGGCCGUUUAGAGAUUUGUCUGGCUGACGAAGAUAACAUUGAAAUUAAGUCGGAAUAUAAUAGUGUCAACAAUUCCUCGACAAUUCAUCAUCAGGCAGCUACGCCAACACCUACAGACACAACGUCAAGUGAACAUCAUUUCAUAAAGAGGAGAAAACUGGCAGGAGAGCAAGUUGUUGCAAAAUAUGAAAACAAUAAUCAGUCAAUUGCAACCUACUCUACCAUACAACAGCAAUUACCAACCCAAAAACGUCGUAGCAGCGGUAAUAGCUUACUUAAGGCACAGAAAAUUCAAAUUACCAGCAUACAAAGGUUACCAAUUCAAAAUGGCAAUGCCUCACCCUCAAACAAUAGCACUCCAGGUAGUGAUAUGAGCAACAUUAGCUAUGAUCCUGAGAAUGUUAUGGUAUCGAUUGGACCUAACAACACCCGCAUACCAGCAAAGCUGUAUGAAAAUAUGAAUUGGACCUCUGCCUCGAUUGCGACUAGGAAACUGUUAAUGGCAAUAUUCGAUCGGAAAGUUUUGGCAACACACUCGAUGACUGGCAAACCUUCACCGGCCUUUAAGGACCAAUGCAAACCAGUAAAAGAAAUGUUGGAUCCUCUUGUAAUAGCAGAUAUUAUAUUUGCGGUAACUCGCAAGUGUCUAGUUUCCGAUAAAGAAGUGCGAAAUGCCAUCACCACCAAAUGUGCCGACGAAAAUAAGAUGAUGAAGCUACAAAUGAAUAAACGAACGCCAAUGAGGGAAAUUAAUUAAGAAAAUCUAACUGUAUAA